GAAUGCUACUUUGGAAACAAAAACUUGGUUUGGUGUUAUUCUAGUCUUUUUCUCAUUUGUAAAUUAAGAAUUUAUUUUGGCUUCCUCUCAGGUCUGCCACAGCUCUUGUAUUUUUAAAUAGCUUCAAGUUGGUCACGACUCGCAAGUGUCCGCUUAAUGGUUUCAAGUUACUUUCACAACUUGGUUAAUCAAAAAAAAAAAUACUUUCACAACAAAACUAAAGAACUAUUCAUUUGUAAAUCCGGUAUUGUUCAAUAAUCACUUCAUAACUAUGUUGACUUUCGUUUGUGUCUCUAUUGGUUCAGUAUAAACAGUCAACAUACUUUGUUGACCAGAAGAAAAAGUUGAUCAGUGACUAGUCAAGGAGGACUUGCCUGAAAACAGUAAAGGGACUAAACUGAAAUAAAGCACUUCAGUUUAACUAGGUGUGGUGACGUGGCAAUCAGACAUGCAGCAAAGCAAUGCCCGCGCAACACCUGGUCAAAAACCCAUGUCUGCAAAUGUCUUCUCUGAUCAAAGCUCAAGUGAGAGAGCACAGAGAUUCUCCAGAGACAAGAAACCCUUUUGUCUUAUUUCCAGGGCGGCGAUACUCUCUUGUGGCGACUGUUGUGUACGCGGGAACCUUCAUGGAGGUGGACCCGGUGGGAGUUUCUGUGGAUACAGUGGAAGCGUCGACGGUGUUUCCAGGGUUCAAGUUCUCGCCAACUGACGUGGAGCUGAUCUCUUAUUACCUCAAGCGGAAGAUGGACGGUUUGGAGCGGUCCGUUGAGGUUAUACCGGAAACCGAUAUUUACAACUUCGAGCCUUGGGAUUUGCCCGAUAAGUCAAUAGUUAAAUCUGAUACAGAAUGGUUCUUCUUCUGUCCACGUGGCAAAAAGUAUCCACAUGGCUCACAGAACAGGAGAACAACCAAGAUGGGGUACUGGAAAGCCACUGGGAAAGAACGUGAUGUUAAGUCUUCUUCUGAAGUGGUCGGAACAAAGAGGACGCUUGUCUUCCAUAUCGGUCGUGCACCAAAAGGAGAAAGAACGGAGUGGAUUAUGCACGAGUAUUCCAUGAAAGGAUCACCACUGGACGAUGCUUUGGUUGUUUGCCGGCUCAGGAGGAACAGAGAGUUUCAUAAGGCACCAGAGCCAAAUUUAGCAGCCGAUAAGCACAUGAUCUUGCCAAAUGAUCCGGCUAGUUCAGGUCGCCCAUCUGAUUGGGACAGCAUGAUUGAUUUUUACCUUGCAGGUGAACCAGGUGAAAAUCUUCUCACUGAAAUGGCAGAAACAUCAAGAAAUGUACAGGUGCAUGCUGAUGAGGAUUUCUUUGCGGAUAUCCUAAGCGACGAAAUCAUCAAUCUUGAUGAAGCGGUGACGACGGGGAAAACACCAAACGAAGUGCCAACACUUGAGUCAGCAGCAUCGGCGAUAAGGGUACUUCCAUUACCAACCAUGAUAGACAAACAGAUGGUUUCACUCUUAGAAGAAAGACAACCACAGGAGAAGGAAGGAAAAGAGAGCAGUUGCACUGAACCAUUGUCGAGCUGCUUCGUGGGACUAUACUCGAUCAAAACGGUGAACCGGGUACGAUGGGAUGUUAUCAUAGGUGCAGUGGCUCUCAUUGCAAUGUUGUUUUAUCUAGAGGAGGCUAUGUAACUAUGUAAGUAGUUGGAACCGAUGUCCUGUGUUGUUGUGUUUUGGGCAUUGCUUGCUUUGGAUGUUGAUGUUUGUUUUUGUGUAUAGGUUUGUUUUGUGUAUAGUGUUUCAACUUGAGUAAUCUGUCAAUUUUUGGUA
Molecule: messenger RNA, 1778 nt
Organism: Brassica rapa (field mustard)
Lineage: Eukaryota; Viridiplantae; Streptophyta; Magnoliopsida; Brassicales; Brassicaceae
Product: NAC domain-containing protein 89
Biological process (GO): regulation of DNA-templated transcription
Molecular function (GO): DNA binding
Source: RefSeq, a predicted model, not a curated record